AUGUCCGCGCCUGAGAAUAGGAACCAGGCCCAGGAGAAAAUAGUACAGUGGCUAUCACCUCGAAGUGAUCACUUCCCUACUCCAAGAGGAUUCCACUUCUUGUCAGCACCGAUACUACCUUCGUCGCCGUCGUCUGCCUCCAUUGAUGAAAGCAGCUCCCCCUCAUCAUCUUUCACCCCAUGGAACCGGACCAGCACCUGUACUGAUGUGACAGAGUUCGAUGAUAUCUACGACAUCUCAGAAGACGACGAAGACACCCCAAGGAUGCAGUCAAAGAAGCCAUCACUGAAGCGUCAGAGCAACGCUCGAACGACACCAAAACGAAACUCUGCCCCGUCGCCGGCGUCCCUCCGGGCGCUCCCCAAGCUGAUGAUCCCGGCGUCGCAAGAACACCAUGUCGAUAACUGGUCGGCAAGGCCUGACUUCAAAAAACUCAUGUCACCAGUGCCACCAACGCCGCCUGCCAAGGUCGAGAUGUCCCCGGCCGUCAGAUCCUUCCUGCACGCACAACAGUCUCUAGACGUUCCAACCAUAUCUGCACCACCAUCCCUUGAUGGCAGCUUGAGCUCUGAGCAGAUGGCUGCCAUGUCUGCCCCGCCUACUCCGGUAAUUGGUGCUGAUGAUGACCUAUCCAACACGGACUGGUCUGGGGUGCGGUUGCAGCCGGGCGCACUGGCAACGCUGCGUGCCUUGUCUGGGGCUUCAGAUGUCUCCGAGAAUGAAUAUCAAAACGAACAAGUCAUCGAGAUUCCGGAGGAGUCGGCCCAAGAGAUGCGACAAGAGAUGUCACAACAAACACCUCGUGCCUUCACCUCCAUCACGCGGCCAGCCCUAAGACUUUCCACAGGGCAACAGCAGUCUUUGAGCGGACUGACAAGGCUCGAGAUCCCGUCCCCAGGAGGCUUCUUCUCCGGACUCUCGCCCCGCACCAGGCAUACAUGGCACCUGCCUAGCAUGAUGCCAGACGAUGUGGCCCCUCCCACUUCUACCACUGCCGAACAGUUCUACAGAUGCCCGUGGAAUGACCGCUUUGCUAUUGUGCAGGUACCCGCAAUGCCAGUCGAGCAGGUGGUGGAAGUGCGCCCCACUAUGUCAGAUGGCAUGCCAACCGCGAGACCCGUCAUACUUGAACAGGUCGUCGAAGCUAAUGAUGAUGUAUCGGACGGUCUCCCCACUGCACGCCGUGUUCCCGAAGUUGGUGACACCUCGACGUCGUCUGUCACUAUUGUCGAGCCAGCAUCACCAAAUGAGGCGACAGUGGUUGCCACCGAGAUCGUCGCUGACUACGACCCUGAAUACACCAAGAAACAACAUGAGGAGGCACUGUCCAACCUGGAUCGGACUGAGCUUUGGCUCAUGGCCCAGAAGGCCUACCUCAAGGGCGUUAGCAUUGACGACGUCGAACCAGAGUCGGCAAAGGAGCCCGAGACGGUCAGUAUUCACCUUGAAGAUUCGCCACGAGUAAAGACUCCGGAGCCCGAGGUCCCUUCUGAGACUGCAGUUGUGCAGAAGAAAAAGACCGUCCGCUUCUCGGAGAUUGUCGUCAAGACCAACAUACCUCGAUCACUUCCAUCCAAGAUCUGCCGCCAGGAGUCGGCAUACUACCGUGCUUUCCAAGACUACGUAAUCCGCAGCCGUAGUCAGGACCCCUUUGUCCACCGCCUUCCUCGCUUUGAGGCCAUGCAGGCACAGCGCGUCUCUCUUCGCGAAAGCCACCGCAACCAGCUUCUCGGCAAGUUCCAACUCUCGGUGGUACCCCAGUCUGCCAAGAAACGCAUGAGCGCCAAUGUGGCCCGCGGCGACGACGUUCUGGUCGAUGACCCUGAGAAACUGAAGCGGGAGAAGGAAGCUGAGGCUUUGACUCAGAUGGCUGCCUCUACCUGGCAUGUGAAUGCCGUGAAGACAAUCAAUGGCGGUCGUCUAUUCUCGGCUCCCUUAGCCAAGCAAUUGGCUCGUCUUUCUCGGAUGCACGGUGCCAACAGUCGUACGAGAAUCCUUGAUCUGGGUGGCCAGGCUGCCUGUGAUUGGGCUUGGCAUUGCGCCAUCAUGUACCCCAACACCAAGGUGUACACGGCGACCACGAAGGCAAUCCGUCAACUCGCCAACUCUAACAUCCGCGGUCCACCCAAUCACCGCCAGGUUGCCGUGGAGCGCCUGACCCGUCUUCCCUUCCCUGAGAGCUACUUCGACCUCGUGUCGGCGCGGGAGCUCUACUCAAUCCUCAAGUUCGUGGGCGAGAAUGGCGAGGACGAGUGGGAGACAUGCCUCAAGGAGUGCAUGAGGGUGCUCAAGCCGGGCGGCUACCUGGAGUUCUCGGUACUCGACUCGGACAUCAUGAAUGCGGGCCCUAUGGGACUCGCCAAAUCGGUCGAGUUUGGCUUCUCGCUGAAGACCAUGGGGUAUGACCCCAACCCGACUAAGCUGUUCCUGGGCCGCCUGCACCGUGCCGGUUUCGAGGACGUCCGUCGCGCCUGGAUGUGCCUCCCUAUGGGGGAGAAGCGCCCCGCCAAUCGCAACGUCGUCCGCGACAGCCAAGGGUGCGAGGUCAAGCUCGAGCUCGAGGCCAUGGUCACAGGCAGCACUGAAGCGACGGCAUCGGUGUGCGGAAUUGCUGGGGGUUGGGCAUGGGAGAGGUGGCUGUUGAGGUGUGAGAUGGAGAAGGUGGCGUGUGAGGGGAGGCUGGUGGAGACAGCCGAGAUAAGAGAGGCGGGUGCAUGUCUCGAUGGGGUGCAUGGAGUUAUUGAGGAGGGUAGGCAAUGUGGGGCUGGAUGGAGGGUGUUGAAUGGGUUUGCAAGGAAGCCGACUGUCCAGAAGGAGUUGGUUAGUAUUGCGCUUGUGCGGUAG
Pseudomassariella vexata is the source of this 2844-nucleotide messenger RNA. RefSeq names its product methyltransferase domain-containing protein. The transcript has 2 exons. The record is from RefSeq and is a predicted model, not a curated record. Gene Ontology annotation, molecular function: S-adenosylmethionine-dependent methyltransferase activity. Bases 1 to 2844 code for a protein of 947 amino acids. Lineage: Eukaryota; Fungi; Ascomycota; Sordariomycetes; Amphisphaeriales; Pseudomassariaceae.